GGACGUUCUGUGGUUCUGUGGUACUUGGUGAAACCUAAAGAGGCUCUUUAAAAGUUAAAACCCAGCUUUAAUCACCCCUCACUCCACACAGGGUCAGGGCCAUUGUCAGGUUCCUCACAGCACUGCUGAGGGGCUGUGCCUGUUUGGUGGGAGCAGCCUUGGCACAGGCUGGGAUUUAGAGCCUUGAUGUGACUCGCAUUGCAGGCCAUGUUCACACUGGGUGGUAGAAGGGAUGAAAAAACCUCUUCCCCAGUGUGUUUUCCUUCCUGGGACUGAUGUGCAAGAUCAUCUCAGCAAAGAGCUUUUAUACUGUAUUUGCUGCAGCAGAAGUGGAAACCCGAGUGUUUUCAGUAUCAUUUCACUGACAGAGCAAAGCAGGUGUUCAGUGUUGGGUGUUCCAGUCCGUGAACGGGGAGGGAACAUCAAUUCUGCUUUUCUCCCCCACAUCUGUAUUUAGAAGAAUAAUUACCUAAAUGCCACCCUGGAUUUUAUUUUUAACCAAGUUUUGCAAUGAAGAGUGAAGAGCCAGUUGGUGGUGAGGUCGGGAUGUGUCUUUUCAGCAGUUUGGGAUUUGUGGUGAUUUCUCUGCGCUGUCGGUUGGGGUGUUCUGUGGGUGGGCAGGUGCAGGUGCCCUGUGUGCUGGGAUUUCAGUGUGGCCUCACAGGACACUUCCCAUAUUUGGUUUUUCUGUGGCUGUGGGGAGAUUCUGCCCCACAUCCGAGUCUCCCCACGUGGGGCAGUUCCAGACGUGUGAAAAGCAGGAGGUGGGAGCAGAUCUCCGUCAAGCUAGCAGAAUUUUGGGUUUGGCACAGCUGGACUUGUGCCAGUUCUGGUGAGUCCCCGGCUCCUCUCCGCCUGCCCAGGAGCCCUGUGUCUGCAAUCCCGAGAUUGAAAAAUUCCUCUCUUUCCUGACAUCGGAACACUUCCUCUAAUUUAUAUUUUUAAUCUCUAGCCAAGCCAGUGCGAAGCAGAAUUCACUAAUCCAGCGCUUCCCGGAGCGCGCCCCGUGCGCUGGGCGAGGCGGAGGCGCCGGGUGGCUCCCGUGGGCCGGGACAGGCAGCGACAGGCAGGGCCUGGCCGUGUCCCAGCCCUGCCACCUCCUGCCCCGCUGGCCCAGGCCGUGUCCCAGCCCUGCCACCUCCUGCCCCGCUGGCCCGGGGAUGGAUGUUUGGGGAGGCUCUGCGCACACCGAUGCGUGGAGCUCAGACCCAGCCGAAAGCAGCCGCAGGUGGGGAGUGGGGAGAGGAGGAGGAGGAGGUCACAAACUCCCCCGAGGUGAGAGCAGCAGCGCUGGGAAGGAGGAACGGGGGCGGGAAGCCCGUGCAGACGCUCUGAGCCCCGCCGAGCCGGGAGCAGCGGAGGGCGAGGGCGGCCGUGGGGCCGGUGCUGCCCCGGUUCCCCCGGAGUGCUGUGUCAGCCCGGGCCGGGGCGGCUCCAGCAUGAACAAGUACCUGCAGUGUUUAUCGACCCCGGGCAGCUCAGAGCGAGGCUAUGAUCCCUACAACCCCGAGCUGCCCAGGCCCUCGCUGGAGGUGGAGGAUGGCUUUCUGGCUGACAUUACAGAUGUCACACCUGGAAUUCUGGAGCUGGAGCUGGUCAACAAGGCCAUCGAGGCAGUGAAGAAUGAAGUGGAGAGGGAGCAGAAGAAGUAUGAGGAGCUGCUGGAAACCACAAAGGAGUUUGGUGCUUCAGAGGGCUCCUCACUCAUUUCAAACACACCCGUGUCAGCUGCUGGGCCUCAGAAUGAUUCCUUUGCCUCCUUGGAGUAUAAUCCAGGGAGCUACAACUUCACUAAUAACUCAGACUACAACCCCACUCCUCUGGCUGCUGCUGGCCGCUCCAGUAAAUACACUUUGGAUUGCUCCCGCUCCAAAGGCAGCUCACUGGAGUAUGUCCCCAAGGCUGUGGUGCAGAAUAAAAAAUACAGCAGCACUGUCACUAACAACAAAUACGUGAUUGAUGACUCCAAGCCUUCCACAGACUUGGAAUAUGACCCCCUUUCCAAUUACUCUGCCCGGCUGUUGGGCAAAGCCACUACCAAGGGGUCCAAAAGGGAAAGGGCCUCUGAUUACGAGGACUCCUACUCGCCAUCGAGGAAGAAGCUCUGCGAGGAUCCCAGUGAUGACGAGGUGCUGGCCAGGUUCUCCUCCUCUGAAGAUGAGGCUGAGGUGGAAUAUAAAACAGCUUCUGGUAGUUCACCCUCAAAAGCUGGAUCUGAGAGUGAGUCGAACGAGUUCUCCAGCAAAGAGCAGAGCACAAGAGUGGAUGGCUCUGCUUCCCAGGAGAGCAAAGAAGCAGCACAGCACAGGGAGGACCUUACAAAUUCACAGAAAAACCUUGCCAAGAGCUCAUCAGACAAGAACUCAAAGGCAGCGAAGUUGUGUCCUGGUAAGAGCAACAAGGAAAUUGAAAAUAAAAACAAAGACUCCAAAGACAAAACAAAAAAGAAGAAACCCGAUGUUAGUAAAGCACCAGGCCUCAGUGAGGCUGGGAAGAAGGAGAAAAAUAAAAAUGCAGACAAAGACAAAGUGCUCAAGAAAGAAGAAAAAUUAAAACCCAAGAAUGAAGAGAAAAACUGCAAAGACAAAAGCGUCAAAGUGAAAACAGAUGGGAACUUGAAGAAACCUGAAAAACAGAAGUCAGAAAAAGUGGAUGGGUGUAAGAAAGAAAAAUCCAAGUCCAGCAGCAGCAGUUCAGGGAAAAGCAAGAGCGAGGGUGUCACCAAGGGCACAGAGAAAGUGGGGAGCAGCAAGAAGGAUCUGCUGAGCAAAACUGCUGAUGUGAAAAAUGGCAAGGAGAGCUCUGGUCGUAAAAACAAGGAGAAAGGGACCAAGGGCUCCCUGGAGCAAAAGAAGGACAAGGUCAGUUAUGCAGGACAAGGAGACCCCAAGAAGGGUCGGAAGCAGCAGAGUUUGAGUCACGUGGACCUGUUUGGAGAUGAAAGUGGAGAUGAGGAUGACAAAGGCCGGCCUUUGUCAUUGCUUGAUGUGAGCUCGGACUUGGAUGGGGCUGACUCUGGCUCAGCCUCUGACAGUGACAGUGACAGAACGAAGAAAGCAAAGCGCUCAAAGUUGUCCAAGUCCUCAUCAUCUUCCUCGACAUCUGAUGACAUUGAUUAUUCCAUCCUUGAGAAAGAUGUGGACUUCGAGUCAGAUCCCAUGGAGGAGUGUCUUAGGAUCUUUAAUGAAUCUAAAGAUGUGAAAACUGAAGACAAGGGAAGGCUGGGCAAACAGCCAUCCAAAGAGGAAGCAAAUGAAGAAAAGACAGAAGAUAAUUUAACUACCUUGUUUCCUGGCCAAAAAAGAAGGAUCUCUCAUCUUGUCAAACAAGGAAAUGCAGAGGCCCCGAGCAAGCCGGUCGUGCGGCCGUACCGUCCCCCCACGGCCCAGGAGGUGUGUUACCAGAGGAUCCAGCUGGCUCAGCAGCAGGCAGCACAGCUGGUUGGGGCUGUUCAAAAGACCUCUCUCUGUUUGCCAGGAGAAAAGAGGAGGAUUGCUCACGUGCCAAAUGCAGCCCUCACCGCAGCAGCCAAGCAAAGCCUUGCGAGCAGUAAGGUGACUGUUGGUGGCAGGAGUGUCACACCUUCCAAUGACUCCGAAGCCCCCACCCCUCCUCUGAAGCCUUGCACCUUGGCUGGGAUGGCUUCCAAGACCACCAGCACCAUCGUGCCCAAAAGGGUAGCACAUGUUCCCUCCUUACAGAGCACCACUUUACAGAGGCCUGUUAUUCCCACAGAAUUUGGUGCUAAAGUCCCAACCAACAUCCGUCAGAGGUAUCUCAAUCUCUUCAUUGAUGAGUGCCUGAAAUUCUGCUCCUCCUCCCAGGAAGCCUUCGACAAGGCCCUGGCAGAGGAGAAGGUGGCCUACGAGCGCAGCACCAGUCGCAACAUCUACCUGAACGUGGCCGUGAACACCCUGAAGAAGCUCCGCAGCCUCGUGCCCAACUCCCCAGCCAGCACCAACAAGACGAGUAACAAGAAGGUGGUGUCCCACGAGGCUGUGCUGGGAGGGAAGCUUGCUGCCAAGACCAGCUUCACUCUGAACCGCUCGGGGAGCCUGAGAGCCGAGGAUCUGACAGGAGCUGCCCUGUACCGGCGCCUCAAGGAGUACCUGAUGACUGAGGAGCAGCUCAAGGAGAACGGGUACCCAAUGCCUCACCCUGAGAAGGCUGGACGGGCUGUGCUCUUCACUGCAGAGGAGAAGAAAGCGAUUGACUCCUCGUGCAGGAUCUGCUGUCGCUGUGGCACCGAGUACAUGGUCUCAGCCUCGGGGAGCUGCAUCCGCAAGGAGGAGUGCGUCCAUCACUGGGGGCGGCUGCGCAAGCAGAGAGUGCCAGGUGGGUGGGAAACUCACUACAGCUGCUGCUCCGGAGCUGUGGGGUCACCAGGCUGCCAGGUUGCUAAACAACACGUGCACGAUGGGCGCAAGGAGAGCCUGGAUGGUUUUGUGAAGACUUUUGAGAAGCUGCCCACAACUGAUGGCUACCCUGGGAUCUACGCCUUAGACUGUGAAAUGUGCUACACUAAGCAAGGACUGGAGCUGACAAGAGUAACUGUGAUCAACUCAGAGCUGAAAGUGGUGUAUGACACCUUUGUCAAGCCAGACUCCAAGGUGGUGGAUUACAACACCAGGUUCUCAGGUGUGACAGAAGAGGACCUGGAGAACACGAGCAUCACCCUGCGGGAUGUCCAAGCCGUCCUACUGAACAUGUUUAGUGCAGACACCAUACUGAUAGGGCACAGCUUGGAAAGCGACUUAUUUGCACUAAAGCUGAUCCAUGGCACUGUGGUGGACACAGCCAUCGUGUUCCCCCACCGCCUGGGGCUGCCCUACAAGCGGGCCCUGCGCACGCUGAUGGCCGACUACCUCAAACGCAUCAUCCAGGACAACGUGGAAGGACACGACUCCAGUGAGGAUGCCAGAGCCUGCAUGGAGCUGAUGGUGUGGAAGAUCAAGGAGGAUGCCAAGGUGAAGCGAUGACCUGCGUUGUCUCUCUGCUGUUCUCCUGCACCUCUGUGAAGAAGCAGUGCAAUAAAUGCCCGCAGCCACUCUGUCCCCCGUGCCAGCAGCAUGUUCCUGCUCCCCAGCCAUCCCAGCAGGACUCCUGGACUCACACCUGCAGUCCCCCUGUCCAGGGGGUGGCUCUCCUCAGACUCCACCUGAGGGAUUCUCUGUGGUCCAAGCACUGCCUUUUGGGCCUGGCAAGGUGGUUUUGAGUAGUACAACCAGAACUUCCUGGUUCCUAGGAGAAGCUUGUUAGAGGUAGGUUGGAGAUGUGCAGAAGGAUCUUUCUGGUUCAGUUAAAGGUAGAUUGUUUACUUUUUUUUUUCCCCCAGAUAUAACUUAAAUUGCCUCUGUACUCCAAAGCAGUGUUUGGAGAGGGGGGAGAUGGAAGAAGGUUGGGCAGGAAGCUGUGAGUGGAUUGUGUACUUGGUGUGGGAAGCAAGAGCUGAGGAUCAAGCACUUGGGAAGGGAUCCUGGUGCAGUCCCACUGCGGAGCUGCAGAAGAGGGAGGCUGGCUCUGAGGGAGAGGAAUGAGGUGGGAUCUGGGAAUUGCCACCUGCUGUGCCCCAGGUGAUCUCCUUGCUGAGGGCUGCCUGGCACCUGGUUCUGCAGUCGGUGCCAAGGGGGAAACCACCAGUGUCCCACCUUGCCCAGACCUCAGGGAGCCACGAGGCAGGACAGGGACAGCCAGCUGCCAGGGCCAGGGAGAGCCUGCAUCCCAUCCCUGCAGGGUAGGACAGGCUUCCCUGACCCUCAGCUUCCAGCAGGGCCCCGGUGAGCUUGUGUUCAGGGAGCAAGGCUUUUGGGUGUGCAGGGAAGGUUGCACCUAGGGGUGGCCUCAGCAGCAUGCAGAGCUCCCCACCAGCCUGGCCCUGCUGCAGGGACUCGGUCCAGGCUAAAGCAAGAGGGGCAAAUCCUUCAUUUCACCUCGUUUACAUGUUGGGAGUUCUGCAGAGUGAGGGACCCAGCUGUGUCUGGCACCUGGACUAAAGCAGCUGCUGAGUGUGACUGUCACUGGGGUGACGGGAUGGCACUGGUGGGUCCCUGCCCAGCCCCUGCUGCUGCCUGGGGACAGCAGAGCUGAGGGGAGCAAUCCCCAUGGACCCCGUGGGCUCUCAGCUGGGGUCAGGGAGCACCUGCACCCAGAGCAGUGACCCCUCACCCUCCCUGGCAGCCCUGGAACUGUGUCCCUUGGUGGCUGCUGUGUCCCUGUGUCCCUGGCACGGGCUGGCUGUGUCAGUCUGGGGGCAGUGGGGCAGAGGAGCUGCUGGGGUUUGGUUCCUGUCAGAGCCAGGUCCUGCUCACUCCUUUGUACUCCUGCUGGGCUCAGGGUUUGGGGACAGCUGUGUGUCCCCUGCUGAGCUGUGCCAGCCUGUGGGCAGGAGCGUGGGCUGGGCUGUGGCCCAGGACAGGGAUGUCCUGCUCCAGCCCCACGCUGGGCCUGGUGGACUCUCCCAUCCCACUGCUGCCCUCGGAGGCAGGGAGGUGACUUCUCUGCCAGGCUCUCCAGGAGCAGUGGAGCUGGACAGACUCCUGGUACUGCUGAGCCCAUCUGUUUUCCUCUGGCAGCAGUUCCUUACCCCAGGUUUUGGGGAUGCAGCUCCCUGCCACUCCCCCAGUGCUCCACAUCCAGCUCUGCUCCUUCCCUGCCUUGGGGCUUCCACCCCAGGCAGCCUUGGGACACCUUGGGCUGUCCCCGUGUCCCAGUGCCUGCAGGGAACAGUGCUGGUCCUGCCCAGCUGUGGGAGACAGUUCAGUGCUUCCCAGCUGGGGAGGGAAGGUUUGUUCCUACUUCUGCCUCUUUCCCACGUUUAUCCUCGUUUAUCUUCACCCCUGGCUGCAGCCAUGGAAUGUCCCUGGAGCAGCCACAGCAGGCCUCAGAUCUGGCUCUUGCCUCUUGCCUGCUCCUCAGCAGGCAGCCCCUGCUUCCCAGCCUCCCCACAGCAGCUCCUUCCCUGGCACAGCCAGGCAUUCUGCCGUGGGCACAGUGUGCUGUGUCCUGCUCUGGAGCUCUUGGCUCCAUCCCUCCUCCUGGGGCUGGGGCAGGCAGGGUGUUCCUCCAGGCAGGAAUCCUGCCAGGCCAUGGACCUCCAUCAUUUCCCCUUCCUUUCCCCAUGGUCAGCCUAAACUGAGGCUUUUGGGGUGGGACUGUGGGGGGCUUGCCUGUGUCAAGGGAUGUCCCUGGGAGAGGGAACCAUAUCCAGCCACACCACGGGUGUGGUCAGAGCCAGUCCUGGCCCAGGGCUGCCAUCACCUCCCCAGGCACCAGAGGUUUGGUUGGGUUGUACAGAACGAUUGUAACCUGUUACUUUUUGUAAUUGUUUUUAAUAAAAGAGUGUUGACUAGAUGCA
Molecule: messenger RNA, 7354 nt
Organism: Motacilla alba alba
Lineage: Eukaryota; Metazoa; Chordata; Aves; Passeriformes; Motacillidae
Gene: REXO1
Product: RNA exonuclease 1 homolog
Exons: 16
Coding region: 1161-4979 (1272 amino acids)
Cellular component (GO): nucleus
Molecular function (GO): nucleic acid binding; exonuclease activity
Source: RefSeq, a predicted model, not a curated record